This is a messenger RNA of Thyridium curvatum, 864 nucleotides long. RefSeq lists its product as uncharacterized. The record is from RefSeq and is a predicted model, not a curated record. NCBI's taxonomy places the organism in Eukaryota, Fungi, Ascomycota, Sordariomycetes, Thyridiales, Thyridiaceae. The transcript has a single exon. Bases 1 to 864 code for a protein of 287 amino acids.
AUGACGACUCAGGAAGUCGCAUGUACAGCAUGCAGCUGGACUCUGGAACGUCAGAAUGCGUGUCGCUAUGACAGCCAUGUGAAGUUAUUUUAUGGCGUGAGCGAUCGGGGGGUAUGGUCACUGGGCUCCAAUUUGAUUCUGAAAGAACGAUCAAACAACCCUCCUAAUUUCGAAGCCGAGAACAUUCGAUAUCUGAAGGAAAAGACCUCGAUCCCUAUUCCGAUCAUUAUCGAGGACUGGAGCGAAAAGACGGGGCGAUAUUUCAUGAUAAGCAGACGUAUUCAAGGCGAGCCACUGAGUGCUGUCUGGGCGUCAAUGUCAACUGCUGAGAGGGAGCGAGUGGCACGCCAAACCGCCGAAUUCCUUCAUCAACUCCGACCACUUCAUGCACCUCAAAUGCAGAGCCUACAAGGCCGGCCCAUUUAUUCGGCAUUCUUAUUUCCGGAUACCUACGGUAUUCCUCAUGGACCUUUCUCCUCAGACGACGAGCUUUGGGAAGAAAUGGCCAAAUCGUUGAGUGGACUUCCUGAAAAGGUUCUUCAACGGCUACGCGAGCGUAUGCCCUCCGCGAUGCCAUAUACCUUCACUCAUGGGGAUCUGAACCACGAGAAUAUCAUUGUUGCGGAUGGUAAUCUCGCCGGAAUCAUCGAUUGGGAGGCAAGUGGCUUCUUUCCAGUGUGGUGGGAGUUCACUUGCGCAGGAAUUGGCUUGGGCCAAGCAGAUCAGGAAUGGAAGACACUGCUACGGAAGUACAUGCCAGACUACACAGAGGCUCGCCAAUUCUGGCGGGAUUUCUUUUCACUUUCCAAGUCUCCAAAUUUGGACGAAAGGGGAGUGAUGUUGCUCAAGCAACUGGAACAAUAG